UCCCCUCCACUGUCCCCAUCACAGACUCGGUUCCUCCAGCUGUUCACUCCCUUUCAGCUGCCCCCGCCUGAGUUUUUUGGGAUUUUCUCRCUCACCCCAAACCCUUCCAGGGCAGGAUUUCCUCCCCAGGAGGGUGGAAAUCCGCGGAAAGCGCUGGAAGCGCCUCUGGCACAGUCCAGCCCCACAUCCUGCCUGCUCUGGAGAGCAGAGAGCUCGCACCGAGCUAUUAAUAGGAAAAAAAUCAGCUGGAAAGGCAGGAAACUGCUCCAAAACAGAGCCGCCGCAGCAGCAUGCCGUUCUCCUGACGCCGGCUCCCGGCAGCAUCGGCGGCGAUGUCCGGCCCGCGGGGCCCCGGCGAGCACUGGCCGGCGCUGGAGUCGGUGGGGCUGAGCCGCAAGGAGCUGGCGCUGGCCGAGGCGCUGCAGAUGGAGUACGACGCUUUAUCGCGGCUCCGGCAGGACAAGGAGGAGAGCCGAGCCCGGCGGGAGCAGCUCCGCGAGCGGCCGCUCAUCUCCUGGGAUGACCCCUCGGAGCGCAGCGCCAUCAAAGCGGCGCGGGGUUUGUCCGGCUCCGACCCCGCGCUCUGCCACAACAACGGCCCCGCUGUCCCCGAGGGUCCCCGAGCGCCCACCGGGGAUUACCUGUUCAUCUUCCCGGGAUCGGGGCGGGAUCUCCUCGGGGAGUCCCUCAACGGCUCCGAACCCCACAACGGCGGCGGCUCCCCCAAGAAACUCUCCCCGCCACCGCUGCCCCCGCGGCUGCCGCUUUGGGGCUCYCCCGAGGGUGACCGGCGCUCCGGGAAAGGCUCAUCCCCACCCUGGGGCUCUCCCGAGGGUGACCGGCGCUCCGGGAAGGGCUCCCCGCCGUCCCCCGAGGGUCGCGGCCAUCCCCGAGACAUCAACACCUUCUCGGGGACGCAGGACAAGCUGCUGGGGCGCCGCAUCUGCCGCCAGGAUCCCUAUGGACUCGACGCCAUCGCCUGCCUCAACCUCAAAUCCACCUACGAGUCCGAGGCGCUGCGGGAAUCGUCCCGUGGAUGGAAGGAGGGCAGGAAUAUCCUGGAGAAGGAAUCCAGCGGCAAGCCGGUGGCGCGGAGCAAGACCAUGCCCCCGCAGGUGCCGCCGCGGGCGUGYGGGAAAAACCUGGCGCCCAACAGGAACCGCAGGAUCUCCGUGGAGCCGGGGCUUUAG
Malurus melanocephalus (red-backed fairy wren) is the source of this 1190-nucleotide messenger RNA. RefSeq names its product phosphatidylinositol 4-phosphate 3-kinase C2 domain-containing subunit beta-like. The coding region runs from base 333 to 1190 and encodes 285 amino acids. The transcript is spliced from 3 exons. Lineage: Eukaryota; Metazoa; Chordata; Aves; Passeriformes; Maluridae. The record is from RefSeq and is a predicted model, not a curated record.